Molecule: messenger RNA, 3112 nt
Organism: Wallemia mellicola CBS 633.66
Lineage: Eukaryota; Fungi; Basidiomycota; Wallemiomycetes; Wallemiales; Wallemiaceae
Product: kinesin-domain-containing protein
Exons: 6
Coding region: 192-1730 (512 amino acids)
Biological process (GO): microtubule-based movement
Molecular function (GO): ATP binding; microtubule motor activity; microtubule binding
Source: RefSeq, a predicted model, not a curated record
CGACAUCCCAACAGAAAUCUCGGAUAGCGGCACCUGCACGACAGAGGAACGCUGAGAAUAAAGUAUUGAAGACAUCUAAUUCGACAUCUUCUAAACCUAAACCAGUUGACGAUAACGUACAGAAAUACUGGGAAGAAAAGCUUAGUAAUCUCAAGGACGUCGUUGACAAUGAGGUUAAUAAGAUAAAUGAAAUGGAUACAAUGCGUCAACGUAUGCAGCAAAUUGAAGCAGAGCAGAUCGAGUCACGAAAAAGACAAGCAACGACUGACGAAUUGAAUGCCGCUAAGGCUAGUCAUAUCGAGGAAAUUUCAACUAUGAAACACGAGCAUAAAGCACGCGAAACUGAGCUAGAAGAUGAGCUGCACAAUUUACAUAAAGUACAGAAAGCUCUCGAGGAGGAAUUAAAUAUGGAAAAAGCCCAUUCGAAGAAGCUCAAAACAGAACUGGCAAAGUUCACAAAUAACUCCAUGGCCCUUGAAACGGAUGUACGGAAGAUUAAAGAGGCUCUCUCGAAUGCUGAACAUAGACUGGAAAUGGCCAAAGAGAAGGGUGCUUCCCGUGAAGACGAAAUGGCAUCAAUGAUAACCAAACAAGCUGAAAUGGAGAACGAAUUGAGAGCAGGAGAGAGUCUUAGAAAGAAGCUUCACAAUACCAUACAAGAGCUCAAAGGAAACGUCAGAGUCUUUGCUCGUGUCAGACCAAAAUUAGAUCGCGAUCAUACAGCUGAAGUUGCAAAUUUUGUUUAUCCUGAUGGCAUGAAUAGGGAUGGUGGUAAACAAAUCACUCUGCAGUCAUCGACUCUCAAUGCUGAGGGUAAAUCACGUGAUCAAAGCUACAAUUUCAGCUUUGAUAGAGUGUUUGGACCCCAAAGCUUGCAAGAAGAAGUAUUUGGAGAGAUUGAACAGCUCACUCAGAGUGUACUCGAUGGUUACAAUGUAUGCAUAUUCGCCUAUGGUCAGACAGGUAGUGGUAAAUCUUGGACAAUGGAGGGCGGUUCGCAUAAAGGAAUUGAUGCAGGUAUGAUUCCUAGGGCGAUCUACCACAUCUUCGACACCACGAGAAAGUUGGAGGAUCAAGGUUGGUCUUUCAAGCUUCAUGGUCAGUUUUUAGAAAUUUACAAUGAAAACAUAAUCGACUUGUUAGGUUCGGGAGAACAAGAAAAGAAACAUAACAUAACCCAUGAAAAGAGUGGCUCGACAACGGUGUCGGAUGUUGUGGUUGUACCACUCAGCGAACCUAGUCAUGUACACAAUCUGCUACGCAAAGCUAACAAGAAACGUACUACAGCAAGCACAAGAGUUCAUGAGCAAUCAUCACGUAGUAGUAGUGUUUUUAGCCUUAAAUUGGAAGGUAGCAAUGAGGUAACAGGCGAACACUGUAAAUCAGUGCUCAACCUGGUUGAUCUCGCAGGAUCUGAAAGGUUAGACUCGACUGGUACGCUUAACGAUCCAACAAGACUCAAGGAAACACAAGCUAUUAACAAAUCAUUGAGUUCUUUAUCAGAUGUCAUAUCAGCGCUUGGUUCAGGUUCUCACGUCCCAUAUCGUAAUUCCAAAUUAACUUAUCUCCUUCAAAAUAGUUUGAAUAAUAAUAGCAAAACACUCAUGUUUCUUAAUCUUUCUCCUAUGCAGGAUCAUCUUCAAGAAUCGUUAUGCUCACUUAGAUUCGCACUCAAGGUUCAUAGCACACAUAUUGGUCAAGCAAAACGAUCGAUGGUUGUAAAAAAUUAAAUCGUUGUAACAUUAGUUGUCUUCUUUCAUAUAUUUAUCAAAAUCUAACCAGCGUUGCUUAGUAUCAAGUAAAGUUUCCUUAGUGACGUUCGCAACGCUAAUUCUUAAAUGAUUGUUAGCGUCACUGUGAUUAUCAGUUGUGAAAAAAGCACCUGGUAGUGUUAAUAUGCCAAAUUGUCGGGCUAAUGUCGAUGCAACAUCGGUAGAAGAUAGAUUGUACGGAUAGUUGACAAAGGCAUAGUAAGCACCUGAAGAAGUGAUACUCCAUCCACCUAAUUCAUCAAUAAGCGACUUUAGUGUUUUAUGUUUCUCUAUUAAUGAUAAUUUUUGUUCCAGCUUGAAAUCGUUGAGUUGAUCAUAUAUUGGCGCUAUUGCCGAUUGAGAGAUAUUUGAAGGAGAAAUCUGAUAGCAGUCCGCCACUUUCAUGCACUGUCCGAUAAAGUCCUCAUGUGCAAUUAUACCACCCAAUCUUAAACCAGGAAUCGCCAAAUCCUUGCUAAAUGAAAAUAAUUGAAUGAGAUUGUUGAGUCCUAAUGUAUGCAGAUUGUGUGGUCUAUCAAAUUCUGAAAAUGAUCUAUAGGUCUCAUCUAAGAUGAGUGGUAUGUGCUUAUCUGCGCAAAUUUUCAUACACUCCUCUAAAACAUUUGAAGGUAUUGAUACACCAGUUGGAUUAUUUGGUGUUACUAAAACUACAGCUCGUGUAUUGGUAUCAAUCACGGCCUCCAAGUCCUUUGGAUUAGGUACAAAUGCCUUAUCAGCUCGGCAGUCGAGUAAUCUAACAUCUAUAGAUAGCUGACUGAGUGUCAUUUCAUGAUUAAAGUAAAAAGGUGAUUGUAGCACGAUAUUACUAGUAUCAUUGAUUUGCGUCAAUGCGAGAAUUGUAGUGUAAAAAGCAGCGUUUGCUCCAGGAGUGAUAAGGAUGUUAUCAGUUGAUAAAGACGCAUUGUAGUGUCUAUUCAAAUCAUCCUUAAAAGCUUCUUUAAAUGCUGGUUGACCUGAAAUAGCACCAUAUUGAUAGUUCGUUGUAAUAACAGACUGUUUCCCUAAUUCUUGUUGAAGUAACAGAGGUGGUGGAUCAAUUGGUACACCCUGGCUUAGAUUGUAAGAUGAAUUACCGUUAUAUUCGUCAAGCCAUAAUCUAGCUUCCGGUAUCGGCGGUAAUUUUGAACUCCUAACUGAUUUACUCGCUUCGUAGUUUACGAUCAUGAGUGUGGUUGACAGACUAUCACAUCAGCUUAAUAAAUCAAAGGAGUGCACUUAUAAAGAUAGUAAUGAUAACACUCUAAUAAACAGUACCAAUUUUAAGAAGAAUUUCUUACAAAAGUACUUUAUUCUGACGGAGAAUGGUAAACCUGUAUUCAACAGUGAUGAAUUCCAUGAUA